GAUAUCUGUCAUCUGCAGAUUCAUUCCCUAGAUGGCCCCUAAAGCCAGGAAGCCAGAACCUCCUUUCAGGUCUCUCAUGUGGGUACAUGGACCCAAGACUUAGACCAACUUCCUCUGAUAUCCCAGGCACAUUGUGCAAGGAGCUUGAUUGGAAGUGGACCAGCCAAGGAGAGAUUGAGUGCCCAGUUCUGAUGCCAGGAUCCUAGAUGGCAGCUUAAUCAAUGCCACUGCAUUGGCCCUCAUAAAGCUUCAUUUCUAAUAAAAAUACAAACCAUGUGCAGUGAUAUAAUAUGGCCAUCUGGAGAUCAACCAGUUCAUGUCCAUAAUAAAUGUAGUCAUGUGAGCAAAAAUAAUAACAUAAAAUAUUGUGUGAUUUCUGACUUUGUAUCUUUAUAUUCCCUUAGCUCACAGCCAAAAGAAUCGACAUCCAUUACUUAUGUGGAAUCCAUCAAUGACAAGUCACACUCAGGAGAAUCAACAUCUAGUAUAUAUGUGGAAUCCAUCAGUGACAACUCACAGCCAAAGGAAUCAACAUCCAUUACUUCUAUGGAAUCCAUCAAUGACAACUCACAGCCAAAGGAAUCAACAUCCAUUACUUUUGUGGAAUCCAUCAAUGACAAACCAAAUACAGAAGAAUUGACAUAUGAAAAUUAUGAGGAAGCACCCAGUACCAUGACUUCAAUAUAUGAAUAUGGAUCACUACAUGUUGAUGGAGCUACAAGUGAAGUUACUGCCCAGUCAGACUUGAAAACAUCCCCAAGUGAACGCAUCAGUGUAAGCACUCCAUUAAGUCAGUCAACAGUAAUAUCUGUUGAUGAAGACGUCGAUGAAACCAGCAAGAUGAAGAACACUACUCGUUUAAUUGUAUCAGCCUUUGCAUUCAGAGUAUUUGGAAUCCUGCUCAUCUUUGUGGACAUAUUUCUCAUCAUGUCAGAUGUAAUUUUCAAUGAUAACAAAAUAGUUUUCGAAUGCCAUUCAAUUUCUUUGGCUAUUGCAUUCUUUUUUUUCUUUGAUGUUCUACUCAGAGUGUAUGUUGAGGGGAGGAAGACAUAUUUUACUGAUCUAUUUAACAUCUUAGAUGCUGUCAUUAUUGCAAUAACUCUCUUGAUCGAUACCAUUUACUUCUUUUUUGACCUAAGAUUUCUGAAAGAUGUACCAAGGGUGGCCGUUCUGCUUCGACCUCUACGCCUUAUAAUUUUGGUAAGAGUUUUCCAUCUGGCUUACCAAAACAGACAACUCCAAAAGCUGACCAGAAGACUGGUUUCAGAAAACAAAAGGCGAUACAGGAGAGAUGGAUUUGACCUAGAUCUCACUUACAUAACUGAUCGCAUUAUCGCCAUGUCAUUUCCAUCUUCUGGAAAGCAGUCUUUCUACAGGAAUCCAAUUAAGGAAGUUGUGAGGUUCCUGGAUACCAAACAUCGAAACCAUUACCGAGUCUACAAUCUAUGCAGUGAAAGAGCUUAUAAUCCUGAACAUUUUCAUAACAGAGUCCAAAGAAUCAUGAUUGAUGAUCAUAAUGUCCCUACUCUCAGCGAGAUGGUGGUAUUCUCCAAAGAAGUAAAUAUGUGGCUGGCUCAAGACAAGAAGAACGUAGUAGUGAUUCACUGCAAAGGCGGCAAAGGAAGAACUGGGACAAUGGUCUGUGCUUGCCUCAUUGGUAAUCAGAUCUUUGGUACUGCAAAGGAAAGUCUUGCUUAUUUUGCAAGUCGACGUACUGAUCACACCAUCAGUAGUAAAUUCCAAGGAAUUGAAACUCCCUCCCAAAGUAGAUAUGUUGGAUAUUUUGAGAAUGUGAAAAAUCUCUGCAACUGGACUCUCCCGCCAAAAAAAUCCUCACGCCAUACAAAAUUAUCAUUUAUUCAAUUCAUACAACAGACAGUCUUUUCAUGUUCAUCUUCUAAAAACUGCAAGAUAUUUCACGAUGUCGAAACUGACAAAGUCAUUAUUGAAUUGUUGAACUGUCCAAUCCUAUAUGACGACGUUAAAGUCAGAUUUCUCUCUCGGGUAAGUAAUCAAGAAAUUACUUCUGCUGUUGUACUUGUUUGCUCUUUUGAUUGAUUUUGAU
Molecule: messenger RNA, 2065 nt
Organism: Oryctolagus cuniculus (rabbit)
Lineage: Eukaryota; Metazoa; Chordata; Mammalia; Lagomorpha; Leporidae
Source: RefSeq, a predicted model, not a curated record